AUGGGCUGCGGAGGUUCAAAAAAAGACGUCAAAGCUCCAGAGAAUAUUUCUCUGGAAAAAACAACAAAGAGUGCUGAUAAUGCCAAGACUAUUCCAAGCAUAAAACUCUCAAUCCCCCCUUCAAAUUGGAAUAAAAAUUCUGUCCAAUUUAAGGAUUAAUUUUUUUAAAAUUUUUCAUAAUAAAUAAUUUUUUAAAAAAAAUAUUAAUUGAACAAUUUAAUAAAAAUAUUCACUUUUUAAUUUAGAAUUAAUUAAAAAAUAAUUAUUUUAAGAUAUCAACUAUUUUAAAUAGCAUUCUAUUUGCUUCCCUCAUUUAAAUUAAUUAAAAAUAAAUAUUAGAAAAUCAGUAUUUGCCUAUAAAAUUUUUAAUUGAAAAAAAAAGCCUUUAAAGGACAUAAUUAAAAUUCGCCGAUAUUUUGUUACAAUUUAAAAGUUGGGGAGUCAGAAAAUAUUGAAAAUCCAACAGUUGCUUCAUUUUUCCAUCAAGCAACUAAUACAAUUUGUUAUGUAGUUGCCUGCCCAAAGACCAAAAAAUGUGCAGUGUUUGAUUCUGUGUUAGAUUAUGACCCAGUUUCCUUAAAAACAUCAACUGUUCAUGCAGAUGGAGUGAUUGCUUAUAUUAUUGAAAAUAAUUUUGAGGUAAAUUAUAUCAUUGAUACCCAUGUCCAUGCCGAUCACUUAACAGGUUCAAAAAUAUUAAAAGAAAAGUAUUCUAUUAAUCUUACUAAAAUCAUUUAAUUGCUUCUAAAAAUAACUUAAUCUUGAUUAGUCCUAUUAUAAUAUUAAUAAAUAUUGAUAACCAGUUUUUCUAAAACAGCAUAUCCUAAUGCUAAAGUUUGUAUAUACCAUUAAUAAAGACUGAUCAUUAUAGAAAAACCUUAAAUUCAUAUAAAUUAUUUUGAUAUUCAAACAUUUAUAAAUAUAUAGGUUUCAAUGUAACUACAGUUCAAAAAGUCUUCCAAAGAAUCUUAAACUUGCUAGACCUUAAAACUGAUGGCUCACAGUUUGAUAAACUUAUAAAAGAUAAUGAAGAAAUCCCAUUAGGUGAUCUAAAAAUAAGAGGAAUUUACACACCUGGGCACACUCCUGCAUGUAUGAGUUAUGUGGUAGGGGAUUCUUUGUUUACUGGCGAUACCAUAUUUAUGCCAGAUUUCGGGACUGCCCGUUGUGAUUUUCCUGGUGGUUCUGCUGACACUUUAUAUGACUCAAUACAAAAACUCUUUGGGCUACCUGACAAUUUUAGAGUAUUUGUGGGGCAUGAUUAUGGGACAAAGUCCAGAAAAGAAGCAUGGGAAACCACAAUGGUAGAAGAAAAGCUGCAUAACUUGCAUUUAAAUAGCAAUACUCCUAGAGAACAAUUUGUCAAGUGGAGAAGCGACAGAGAUGCAACUUUAGAGCUCCCGAAACUUAUAAUGCAGUCUAUACAGCUAAAUUUAAGGGCAGGUAAUUUCCCUCCUCCAGAGGAAAAUGGCACCUCGUAUUUCAAGCUUCCUAUUAAUCCUAAAUUUUAA
Molecule: messenger RNA, 1511 nt
Organism: Blepharisma stoltei
Lineage: Eukaryota; Ciliophora; Heterotrichea; Heterotrichida; Blepharismidae
Source: the annotation of a GenBank genome assembly